CUAAUCCUUUACCACUUGGACCGCCCCUGUUAGCUAUGUAGAUUAUAACCUAUCGUUCUUUGGGUAAAUCUUUUUGUUCAUUGAAUUGAAAUGGCCAUUAUUUUUUUUCAGAUAGAGAGAAAAAAGUGAAAAAAAAAUAUGGAGCUGAAAAAAAUACAUUUUAUAUGUCCCACGGAUGCCACGCAGAGUGCCUCCCUAUCCCGAAUCCCAAAAUAGUGAAAUACAAGUGGGAAAACGACGGGCCAAUGUAUUCAAAUCGGAUGGAGCUGGAGAAAAGAGUUCGACAGUAUCGAGGGGGUCGGAUUUGGUGUACAAAAUCAUCAUCUCCUAAUUAACCACACAAAAAAACCAUCUGUAUUUGUUUUGGAUAAACCACAACCAACCACUUCCUCCAAUCUCAAUCUCUCUGAUCUCACUCACUACUCCAGAUUUCCCAGUUUAAUAAGCUCUUAAUUUACCAACCUCAAAUUCACUCACCCCCCCUGCUUCUCUCUCUUCUUCUAGGGUUCUUCCUUAAAAUUCCUUUGCACAGUUAGGAAAUCAACGAUUUCUUUCUUUCUUUUUUUUUUUUUUUAAUAAAAAAACUGUUAAUGGAGGCCAGUGCGCUGCGGCGUCUUGCGGUUCUUUCAUCCCAUAUUCGCAGCAAUCCAGUUGCGGAAUCCGUGCCAGCUCAAUCCGUUUUUGCUUCAGCUUGUGCUUCUUCUGAGCCUCAAGAAAUCCAAGAAGAUGAUUGUGUUUUUUGCAAGAUCAUUCGUGGCCAAUCCCCUGCUUUGAAGAUAUACGAAGAUGAUGUAUGCUUAUGCAUUUUGGAUGUAAAUCCUCUGAGUCAGGGGCACUGUCUCGUCAUCCCAAAACAACAUUUUUCUUCAUUGGAGGCAACUCCUCCAGCUGUUGUUGCUGCUAUGUGUUCUAAAGUACCUUUAAUUAGCAAAGCUGUGAAGAAAGCUACCGGAUGUGAUUCAUUCAAUUUGUUGGUGAACAAUGGUGCUGCUGCUGGCCAAGUUAUAUUCCAUACUCACAUCCAUAUAAUCCCUCGCAAGGCAAGCGAUUGCUUAUGGGCUUCUGAGAGUUUGCGGAGGCGGAAAUUGAAGUUGGAUCAGGAAGCAGCGCGACUUGCACAUAGCAUUAGAGAACGGUUACAGUCAUUGGACAAUUUUGAGGAUAUGAAGAGUCAAGGAACCAGUGUCAUUGGAACCUAA
Messenger RNA from Oldenlandia corymbosa var. corymbosa, 1199 nucleotides. The record is from the annotation of a GenBank genome assembly. NCBI's taxonomy places the organism in Eukaryota, Viridiplantae, Streptophyta, Magnoliopsida, Gentianales, Rubiaceae.